GCAGGUUAAGUUCCGCAGCCACAGCUUCCAAAAUGUAGAGAAAAACGUUCGGGGCAUUAUGAAUGUCUUGGAGACACACCUAGGUGAGCUCACUUCGCGUUGUUCCGAAUUACCCGACCUACUGGAUCAAUGAGGAGCAAGAGAUUUCGCACCCCGUGCGAGUGAAAAAUUUGCACCUGCGUGUGCGAACACUUAGAGGCUUCGCACUUGAUGAUCAACUUUCGCACAGGCACCUUCUACUUCCGGUGGCUCUCGCUCCCCAUAGCGUUGACCGUGCCGUCAUGGCUCGGUCUGUGCUGGCUGGCCAGCGUAGAGAUUGGGAACCGUCUUUCGCUUGUCAGUGGUGUCGGCAAGCACUAUCAUCUGUGGGACCUGGUACCAGAGUACUGCACCGCUGUGUGUCUCAGCUACAUCUACUUCAUACCCGUCGCUUGCUGGGCGUCUUCGCGCCACGCUGUCGCCUUGAUCAAGUUCUGGCAUAUCCUAGAGACGCAGAUAGCGGACUUGUACGAGCCUAUCCCGAGGAGUGGCCUACGCUGCAGAGCUUGGGUCUUCUGUGCGCUCUGCAUCUUACCACCGUUCGCGAUUAGCCUACUAAGUCUUAGGACCAGUCAGCUGGUCGAGAAGGACAUGUGGACCCUUAUCAUAAACGUACACUCCUUCUUCUUCCCGUGUGUGGGAGUGGGCUUCUGGUUCUUUUGUUGUUACGGCCUACGCGCAGUAGCUUUGAACCAGGCUGGCAACCUGCUGGGCGAUUUUCAGAGACUUGGCGUGGCUGGGCUGCGUGCCCACCGCCGAGUGUGGCAGCGCCUGGCACGCGUCCUACACCUCCUGUGCGUCACGUUGGGCCGAAUGCAGAUCGUCCUCUUCACCAUUCUGUUCACCUGCUACGUGAGCAUCAGCUUCCUGUUCACGCACUUCGCCAUCGACCGGGUGUGGGACCGGCGCUCUACCAUCUGUGCCGUCUUGUACGCCGUCAUGAUUGUGGGUGUUGUGACGACCUGUGUCGCAGCCGAGUUCGUCUCUCAAGCGCUGAGACGUCCGGCUACGCACCAACUUUUUCACCUUGCUUCCUCUACGAAAAGUGAUUACAUUUUAAGUGAAAUUCAACUUUUCCUUGCUGAUAUCGAACACCUUAGCCCGAAGGCUACGGUUCUAGGUUUUGGAUCUCUGGGGCGAUCUUCAAUUAUUUCGUUUCUCUCUCUGGCGACGACAUACACCAUAGUACUAUCGCAGCUUACUGUAUCGUCAGAGACAACAGUUAAGAAGUUUGAAGAAGUCGACUUCUAUGAUGAGUUCUAACGGUUACAGCUCUUUUGCCAAGUCCGAUUAUCCCAUACAACGAAAUUGUACUCUUAGAAAUGAUAUCUCCAAUUAUACACACCAAAGGAACAUUUACCAAGUUUGUGAAUUACUAUACUAGACCAUAUGGCCUACUGUUCUCUGCCUAAUCAAUUGUUCUUUAUAUAGUAUGAUAGUGUAAAUGUGUAUGAUCUAAGUUUGCAGCAAGAAGAUGCUAGUAUUAGAUAAAAAUUGGUGAUUCUCAGAAUACGGGCCGUUUAGGAGUUCCUAAAUGAUUAUUUUUUUCGAAUUUGCUUGGUUUUUUGGUCGCAAUGGUUUUAUUUACCUUCAAAUAAGAUAUGUGUAAAGUGGCGAUAGCUCAAAUCACGUAGUUCUAGUACAACGUUAAAAGACCAUAUUGUGGUCAUGUUCAAUCAAUGAUGGAACUCAAAUAUUGCCUCCCGCACCUUUUAAUUGGUCUUUUGUUUGGUCCACUAGUGUGUUGUACUCAUAUUUUACAUCCAGUCAUCCCCAUUUUACGCGUUUUAGUAUGACUAGAACAUUGCAAUAAAGAACUUGUUUUCGCCCCGA
This is a messenger RNA of Frankliniella occidentalis (western flower thrips), 1872 nucleotides long. RefSeq lists its product as uncharacterized. Gene Ontology annotation, biological process: sensory perception of taste. The transcript is spliced from 7 exons. The record is from RefSeq and is a predicted model, not a curated record. The coding region runs from base 211 to 1302 and encodes 363 amino acids. Lineage: Eukaryota; Metazoa; Arthropoda; Insecta; Thysanoptera; Thripidae. Gene Ontology annotation, cellular component: membrane.